Messenger RNA from Acanthosepion pharaonis, 1047 nucleotides. Lineage: Eukaryota; Metazoa; Mollusca; Cephalopoda; Sepiida; Sepiidae. The record is from the annotation of a GenBank genome assembly.
AUGCUUAUAUCUCAAUCCAUUCAUAUCUGUCUCACGCUGUUCAAAUCUAUCUCUCUCACUCUGUUCAUAUCUAUCUAUCUCUCUCACUCUGUUCAAAUCUAUCUCUCUCACUCUGUUCAUAUCUAUCUAUCUAUCUCACUCUGUUCAUAUCUAUCUAUCUCACUCUGUUCAUAUCUAUCUAUCUCACUCUGUUCAUAUCUAUCUAUCUCUCUAUCUCACUCUGUUCAUAUCUAUCUAUCUCUCUCUCUGUUCUCUAUCUAUCUCUCUCUCUCCAUUCUGUUCAAAACUAUCUAUCUCUGUCUCUCACUCUGUUCAAAUCUCUCUCUCUCUCUCUCCACUCUGUUCAAAUCUAUCUCUCUCUCUCUCUCACUCUGUUCAUCUCUAUCUCUCUCUCUCUCACUCUGUUCAAAUCUAUCUCUCUCUCUCUCUCACUCUGUUCAAAUCUAUCUAUCUCUCUAUCUCACUCUGUUCAUAUCUAUCUAUCUCUCUGUUCAUCUCCUCUCUAUCUCACUAUCUAUCUAUCUCUCUAUCUCACUCUGUUCAUAUCUAUCUAUCUCUCUAUCUCACUCUGUUCAUAUCUAUCUAUCUCUCUAUCUCACUCUGUUCAUAUCUAUCUAUCUCUCUAUCUCACUCUGUUCAUAUCUCUCUAUCUCACUCUGUUCAUAUCUAUCUAUCUCACUCUGUUCAUAUCUAUCUAUCUCACUCUGUUCAUAUCUAUCUAUCUCACUCUGUUCAUAUCUAUCUAUCUAUCUCACUCUGUUCAUAUCUAUCUAUCUAUCUCACUCUGUUCAUAUCUAUCUAUCUAUCUAUCUCACUCUGUUCAUAUCUAUCUAUCUAUCUAUCUCACUCUGUUCAUAUCUAUCUCACUCUGUUCAUAUCUAUCUAUCUAUCUAUCUCACUCUGUUCAUAUCUAUCUAUCUAUCUAUCUAUCUAUCUAUCUCACUCUGUUCAUAUCUAUCUAUCAAACUGAAAUUGUCAUUUGGUUGGUUUCUUUCUUUUUGUGACCAAAAUCCUUUCAUCUCUUUUUACACAGACACACUUUUCUAA